AUGACUACAGAAACCCCAACCAGCGGAUUAACCGGUAAGAUUUCCUCCCUCGACAUGUCUAACCUUAAGGGAAAGUCUCUCACUGAUAAGUUGGCUGCUGAAGCUGAAGCUAAGGACCAAAACCAAACCGAUCUUUUGGCUGUUAAGGCAGGCAUUGAAGCACCAAAGGUCUCUGAAGCCGAAGCUGCUUCUGCUCUUGCCAAGAUCGAGGCUUCCCACAAGUCUUUCUUGCACCAACACAAGGCUCAUCGUCAUCAACUCAAGGAGCUUGAAAAGGAUGAACCUCUUCUUAAGGAAAACACCAAGAGAUUUGUUCUUUUCCCAAUCAAAUACCAUGAAAUCUGGCAAAUGUACAAGAAGGCUGAAGCUUCUUUCUGGACUGCCGAAGAAAUCGAUCUUGGUAAGGACACUCAUGACUGGAACCACAAGUUGAAUGACAACGAAAGAUACUUUAUCUCUAGAAUUCUUGCCUUCUUUGCCGCUUCUGAUGGUAUUGUCAAUGAAAACUUAGUUGAAAACUUUUCUGCUGAAGUUCAAGUUCCAGAAGCCAAGUGUUUCUAUGGUUUCCAAAUCAUGAUGGAAAACAUUCACUCUGAAACUUACUCUUUAUUGAUUGACACUUAUAUUAAGGAUCCAAAAGAAGCCGAUUUCUUGUUCAAUGCCAUUGAAAACAUUCCAUGUAUCAAGAAGAAGGCCGACUGGGCCUUGAGAUGGAUCUCUGAUGAUGAUGCUCUCUUUGGUGAAAGAUUGGUUGCCUUUGCUGCCGUUGAAGGUAUUUUCUUCUCUGGUUCAUUUGCUUCCAUUUUCUGGUUGAAGAAGAGAGGUUUGAUGCCUGGUUUAACUUUCUCUAACGAAUUGAUCUGUAGAGAUGAAGGUUUACACACUGACUUCGCUUGUCUUUUGUUCUCCCACUUACAAAACAGACCAGACACCAAGAUUGUUCAACAAAUUAUCACUGAAGCUGUUAACAUUGAAAAGGAAUUCUUCACUGAUGCCUUGCCAAUCUCUUUGUUGGGUAUGAACUGUAACUUGAUGUGUCAAUACGUUGAAUUCUGUGCUGAUAGAUUAUUGGUUGCCUUGGGUAGCAAGAAGGUUUACAAUGUUAACAACCCAUUCGACUUUAUGGAAAACAUUUCUCUUGCUGGUAAGACUAACUUUUUCGAAAAGAGAGUUUCUGACUACCAAAAGGCUGGUGUUAUGGCCAAGGCUAACGACAACAAGGUUGCUGAAAGCAACUUCUCCUUUGACGAAGACUUUUAA
Molecule: messenger RNA, 1260 nt
Organism: [Candida] anglica
Lineage: Eukaryota; Fungi; Ascomycota; Pichiomycetes; Serinales; Debaryomycetaceae
Source: the annotation of a GenBank genome assembly